AUGAUAUCCGCGCUCAAAGUCACGGUCGCUGCCGUGCUCCUGCCGGGCCAGCGGGACAGCAUCCUCCACGUCACGUUCGCCUCCUCCUCCGUGACGGAGCUCCUGCACAACUGGGCGCUCCACGUCCAGAGGCUGCGCUUUGCCGCCGUCGUCGCGGCCAUCGACCUCGAGACGGCCGCCUUUUGCGAGGAGCUCGGCGUCGACGCGGUCGCCUACCUGCUGCGGCUCGGGCAGAGGCCGGUGGUGGUGUCGGACGUCGACGUGGCGUGGCUGUCCGACCCGACGCCCAUGGUGCGGGGCACGCUGCCGGGCCUGGCCGACUUUGCCCACGCCGACCUCCUCGCCUCCUCGGACUGCGUCUCUGCCGAGUGGGACGUGGAGGACGACGGCUGCUUCCACACGCUCAUCGACCGAAACACGGGCGUGCUCGUGGUGCGGCCGAACGACAAGUCGGCCGCCUUCCUGGGGGAGUGGGCCGAGCGGACGGCGGGCGCCUUCCAGGCGUGGGAGACGGACCAGACCGCCUUCGACGACCUCCUGCGCGGCCGGAGGCGCGGGCACCGGCGCGCGUCGACAGAGGCGGAGCGCGAGGCGUGGCUGCAGAGGAAGAAGGACUACUGCGGCCUCCCGCCGACGACGAGCGAGGAGUCGACGAUGGGGCAGCGCUCGCUGCGGCCCAACGGCGUCCCGCACGCGACCGGCUCACGCUACCUCUACGACGUCUGCAUCCCGGGCGUCUCGCGGGCCUUCACCUUCGGCAUCAUGCCCGUGUCGCUGGUGGCCAACGGCCACACCUUCUUCGUGCAGCAGCUGCAGACGCAGACCGGCGUGCAGCCGAUGGCCGUGCACGCAACCUACCAGUUCGGCGACCUCGCCGACUGCGCCUUCGGCAAGCGCGAGCGUUUCCGCGAGUGGGGCCUCUGGCGCGUUCCCGACGACAGCCUGCUCGCGUCGCUCGCCGUACCAGAGCACGUCGAGCACGUCAACGCGCUGCUGCGGCGGCUCGCCGCCGGCGUCGCGCUUGGCCGGGCUCUCAACCGGACUGUCGUCUUGCCGCGCCUGUACUGCUACUGCGACCGCUACUGGGCUCGCCUCACCGAGUGCACGAUCGGCAGGCAGGCGCUGCCGACGCAGCCGCUGCCCUUCCGGUGCCCGAUGGACCACCUGCUGCCCAUCGGCGGCUGGCACGGCGCCGAGGCGAACCGCCUCGCCCGCCCGCGCUGCGCAGGCCCGACGCGGCCAGACGGGCCGCCCGAGGAGGGCUUCCCGUACCGGACCGCCGCCUGGCUCGAGCGGCUGCGCGAGAGCGCCCCCUUCUUUGUCUCUUCGGCGACUGUGCGGCCGGACGGCGGCGGGCGGUCCGACUCCGCCACGUCGCGCGGGCCGAGGCACGGCGCGCUGCUCGCCCACGGGCACACCAUCUCUCUGCCCGCCGGGGCGAGCGACGUGCGGCUGCGAGAAGCCUUUCGCGAGGCGGCGGGCCGCUGGUCGCGGCGGCAGCCUCCGCCGGCGGUGCCGCUCGCAGCGAGCCGCGAGCCCACGCUGCUGCACGUGUCGCUGGAAGACGCGGCCAGUCUGCUCGGCUGCACGUCCGAGCAGCCGGUGCUCGCGACCCUCUUUCAGAGGUUGUUCAGUACCCGAUGGUGCUACCGGCCCGAGGAGAUGACGGAGGUGCGAAAGACUGCGAACGGCACCGUGGACGUGUGCGUGUGGGGGUUCGAGUUGCCUGCUCCCCCCAAGCAGUGCGCGAGCAAUGCUGGGGGUGCGCCGCUUUGA
Emiliania huxleyi CCMP1516 is the source of this 1776-nucleotide messenger RNA. RefSeq lists its product as hypothetical. NCBI's taxonomy places the organism in Eukaryota, Haptophyta, Isochrysidales, Noelaerhabdaceae. The transcript has 4 exons. Gene Ontology annotation, biological process: cell wall pectin biosynthetic process. Gene Ontology annotation, molecular function: arabinosyltransferase activity. The record is from RefSeq and is a predicted model, not a curated record. Gene Ontology annotation, cellular component: Golgi apparatus. The coding region runs from base 1 to 1776 and encodes 591 amino acids.